UACUAGUACCAUCGAUGUAUCAAAUAGACUGCGAGUUGCAUUUGUUAUUAAGUCUUCGAGGCAAUCUGGUGGAGAAUUAGAAAGUCGACCUGAUUAUGAAGACUGGCAAAAGGAACAUCAAUCAGCUGGUGAACCUUCAAUUAACCUAUACAACACGAUGUUUUCAGGAGAGGAAGAACCUUCAGGAAAGAAAUUCGAAAAGGGAACAGCUGUUCGUUCUGAUU
Dentiscutata erythropus is the source of this 224-nucleotide messenger RNA. The record is from the annotation of a GenBank genome assembly. Lineage: Eukaryota; Fungi; Glomeromycota; Glomeromycetes; Diversisporales; Gigasporaceae.